Molecule: messenger RNA, 669 nt
Organism: Penicillium samsonianum
Lineage: Eukaryota; Fungi; Ascomycota; Eurotiomycetes; Eurotiales; Aspergillaceae
Exons: 1
Coding region: 1-669 (222 amino acids)
Source: RefSeq, a predicted model, not a curated record
AUGAAAGACCUCCCAAUGGAUGACACGGGCCAUGCCAGCCCAAACCAGCCCUUUGAUUACUUCACCGGGGUUACUUCUUUUGAUGCUGCAGGAGACCAGAAGCCGGAGAAAAGUGAACAUAGCAUGGACGGCUCAGGCCCUUCAACGCCUACCCACGACAUGGAUUCCUUCGAGGACAGUGAUGAUGUUCGAGUCAUCAAACCCUACGAUAUUGAAGAGCCCGAUGAUGAAUUAGAAACUAGCGUACCAAGGGGAGAUCUACUAUGUCUCCCAGAUCGAUUUGAACUAUGGCAGCGCGACCUGACAGACUACCUAAACGACCUGGACUACCAACGCGUUGGAUUUAAUAGCAGUACAAUCCCUUCGGUGCGAACGAAAGGGCAGAAGAGAAAGCCAGCCCACAACACCCUCACUGCACAGCAGUCCUACCCGCAAUUCCCACAAGGACAUGCAUCGGCCGAGGCUCAGCCUGAAGUGCAUGGGUAUCGCCCCAAAAGGCGAAGGUUUAGCGAACUUCCAAAGUGGUAUGCUCAAGACAUACACUCAUUUGGCGCUUUCCGGGAACCCAACGCGAACGAAAGCUCAGGUUCCGAGACAGCAUCAAUCGACCUGGGCGGCAACGAUGCGAUGAACAACUCGCCCAUGGCCGAUGAGAUGGAUAUCGACUAA